AGAAGAAGAAGAAAAAAAAAAAAAAAAAACAUGGCUGAACUGCAUGUUGUGGAGCAGAGCGGCACCGGCACCGUGGAGCAGCCGCCCGAGCACCGCGAUGUCCGGGGCUCCGUGCGCCUGGCGUCGCCCACCCUGGUGGUGGUUCCUCCGCGGGGCGGCCAGCUCAGUCCCGGCGGGGGGUCGAGCAGCGGCGGCGGUGGCGGUGGUGGCGGGCGCACCGUGUUCGGGUUCCCGGCGAAGAGCAGCCCGAGCUCCCCGAGCUCCCCGUCUGAACCGGGGGACAAGCCGGGCUCGCGCUGGGUUCGUCUGAACGUCGGCGGGACCUACUUCAUCACGACCAAACAGACGCUGUGUCGGGACCCCAAGUCGUUCCUGUUCCGACUGUGUCAAGAAGACCCGGACCUGGACUCCGACAAAGACGAGACAGGAGCCUACCUGAUCGACAGGGACCCCACGUACUUCGGCCCCAUCCUCAAUUACCUUCGGCACGGAAAACUGAUCAUGGACAAAAACCUGGCUGAGGACGGUGUUCUUGAGGAAGCCGAGUUCUACAACAUCGCGUCUCUGGUGAGGCUGGUUAAAGAGAGGAUACGGGACAACGAGAACCGGACAUCCCAGGGUCCUGUGAAGCAUGUGUAUCGAGCUACAGUGCAAGAGGAGGAACUCACACAGAUGGUCUCAACCAUGUCGGACGGUUGGAAGUUUCCUCAGCUUAUAAGCAUCGGCUCCUCUUAUAACUACGGCAACGAGGACCAGGCCGAGUUUCUAUGCGUGGUUUCCCGGGAACUGAACAACUCCACCAACGGCAUCGUCAUCGAGCCCACCGAGAAGGCCAAGAUCCUUCAGGAGCGAGGCUCGCGGAUGUAAAGAGCUCAAUAACACUUUAUCAACAACAAACAAAACAAUAACAUGAACAUUAUCUCCAGUUUUCAUCACGAUCCAUGAGAUCACCCUCCUCCUUUCUGCCAUCGUCAUCAACCCCCCCCCCCUCGUCCUUCCUCCUCCUCUGGUGUCCUUCCUCCUCCUCUGGUGUGCCUCUCCACAGUGGGGGUGGGGAGGGGGGGGGGGGGGGCUAAUCUUCCUCCUCCUCCUCCUCCUCCACUGCUGCAAUGCCACCCUGAUUUGUCUUCUCCUCCAUCGCCGGCUGUGGACCACUUCAGGGGAAGUUUCAAAGGGAUUACAAGUGAGUGGUUGUCCUCCUAGCAGCUGAAGUGAUGGUCAGCGUGGCUGCGGUGCGUAUUGUAGCCUGUUGUUAUGGUGAUUGGAUGGACGCCGGGCACAGAGCUGCUACAACUCCUCGCUGUCAUCGUUAUCAUCACCACGCAUACGUUCGGCCCCUCAGGACUCUCAGAGGACAUAAAGGAAUGAACUCAACUCCACUGACUGAGCCGCUAUACCUGAGUCUGUUAGAGAAACGUCACGCUCGCUCUCUGCACUCCAGACUCUCAGUGAUGUUACGAGGCCGGGGGGGGGGGGGGGUCGCGGCGCCACAAACCGAGCCGGGAGGCGGAGCAGAGUCCGAUCGCUCUGUUUGAGCCGGCCUGGUGCAGCGUUUUCAUCCUCUCUCUUCCUCUCUUGAGUCAUUAGAAACACCUCAAACGAGAGACAACCUAACGUCUAACAGGCGUCACAACGUCCUGCUCCUCCUGUUUCCUGUCCCUUGUCCCCGGGCUAGAUUUUGGUUUGUCCUCCCCAGGGAGAAGAUUUUGGAUAUUUCCACGCAAAAAAAAGAAAACCAAUGCCUCAAAAAAGGAAAAUAUACAGUAUAUAUAUAUAUACUGUAUAUAUAUAUAUAUAUGUAGGCUACAUGAUGAAAUUAUAUGAAAUGCAAAUGAUGUAAUUACUGAUUUCUGUAUCAUAGUUGUCAUAUAUUUACAUGUUCUUGGUGGGUGAGUCUAUUUAAAUGAUGGGAGAAAAUAUCAUUUUUCGUAACCGGUUGUCCUGAAGGUUUCCUGCCCGGUAACACGGACGUGAGUACGUGGAUGCGGUGCCUCUCUGCUUUCUGUCCAGGACUGAAAUAUCACAGUGUUUUUUCAGCUGCACGUUUUCUGUAGUGUUCCUCGAACGUUUUCUCUUAUAUAUCCGACUUUAAUCUCUUGCAUAUCUUAAAAUUGUAAUUAGGGAUGCGGAAAACUGUCGUUGCCAUUUGUCCUGCGUGGCGUGGAGUGGACGGUGGCCCGUUUGUAUGCUGCCUCAAACCUCUCAAAGCACCCCUCUCUCCAUGGCCUUGUGCUAUUCUCAAUAAUCACUCACUUUGCAGCUGCCUCUGCUGCCGGUCCUCAACUUAAUGACUUUGUUGUCUUACAUUCUGCAGCACUUGUAGCAAAUGUGUGGCGCAAGCAGAGUUUUCCUCCUCACCCUUAAGGCCCUGAGAUACCCGAGCCUCCAUCGUCACUGAGAUUUACAGACUGCAAGCGAACCUGCCACACGGGUUCAGUUUCUUGAGCUGCAGAAGCAAAGCCUUUUUCAGAUGUUAGGUGGCGUUGUUUUUCUUGGCUAAAGUAUAUUUCUCUUGACAUAUACUUGACAUUUAGUUGCGGUGUGAUAGUGCUGAUUUAAACACUUGAAACAGCAUUGGAGCGCCGUGUAAAUACAUAUAAACUAGCCUGACGCUAUCCCUCUGAACCGCUGCACAUAGCUCUGAAUUCAUAUAGACACUUAACGAUUACCAUGCUAAAUAUAUAGAAGUGUGUGUGUGUUCUUAAAUUUAUUUAUAAGAGAUCUGCACUUUUGUGCAAGUGAACAGAAUUGGCUUUUACUUCAAAUGUGCAUUUACAAAACCUGUAGAGCUGCAAGUAACUUGAAGCUGAAGUCAAUUAACUGAUUAGUCGAUUAACAGAAAACGUAUCUGAUGCCACAACUUGCUUAAAUCUGUUUUGUAUCAUUAGAAAUGUAUUAUCGUUGGGGUUUUGAUCUGAUAAAACAAGCCAUUUGAAGAUGGCUGUCUGGACGCCAUGGAUAUGUGACAUGUUUUACUUUUUUAGAUUAAACUAUUAAUCGGUUGAGAAAGUCAUCCGUGAAAUAAUCGUAGGGCUUCAACUUCAUGAUGUUGUCAUCAUGAUGACUUUUUUUUUUUUUUUUAAAUAAUGAAUCGUUUACUGUAUAAAAUCAAGUUCUUUAUCUUGCACACAUCCGAAAAGCAGUCGUUGGCAAUAAAACUCAGGCUCCCUCCGACAAUGCUCAUGUAAUAUGUAUAAAAAUGAGAAUCCAAACAUAAAAUAGUGUGAGCUAAAAUAUAACACAAAAUAGACGCUAUAACAAUAAAACAGAAGGAAAUUAAAUAAGAGAAAGAAAAGUGGAGUAGGAGCUUGAGACAUGGAAGCCGUCCUUGACGCCAUCUUACCUCCACUCUCAAAAUGUCCGAAAAUUGUUGCCGGUUAUUUGGCUGCAUUUUGCCGUCGGUCGACUAACCAACUCAUUGACUACUUGUUUCACCACUUCACCCAAUGUACUGUUGUUACUGGUGCAUAUGCAGCCUUGUUAUAUGAGCAACUUAUUGCAAGGUUUGAGCCAUUUUUACACAUAUCAGAUGCAGAUAUCAGACCGAACUCCCGUUUUAAAUUACCGUCCCUAAAAGCUAAAAGCAGCGUCUCAUCUUUAAUCACUUUGAUACACCCUCCUUUGUAUAAAGAACAUAUUUGAUGCAGUUAUGUUAUAUCAAGCAUGAACAAAUGGUGUGAGAGGGGAAGAAAAUACCUGUGCUCUUGUCCCUGAUGUUCAGUCAGGCCUCCGAGCUCAAACUUUGAUGUGACCUCUUCUUUGUUGGUUUUUAGUUUUUCCUCUCGCGUGUGUGUUGUGCAGUUUUAUUCUGCUAAUCUGAGUCGUGAGCACACCGUGUGCUGCUAAAAAUGCCCAAACGUCUCAUUGAGGAGCACUUUUUUUCUCCCUUGUGUCUCUGGGCCUUUUGCAAAGCACAUUGGGUGUUGUUUCCCCUUCGUCUGUGCCCAGUGUUGUGCCUUUUGACCUGUGUUGUGCACAGUUGUUCUCCCCUCUUUUAUAACAAGGUGCCUCUCGUACCUUUAAAAAAAGCCAGGAGGCACCUCCCUGAGGUAUGAUGUGUAAUACAGUCUCUAGCUUGUUUUCUAUGGUUGGUGUUUCAAUGAGAGGCGAGCCAAACAAACCCAUUGUCCCCUGCAUUAUUUUAUGUUUUAUGAUACCGACGAACUGAAAAUGAUUACCAGCUGCUCUUUUUGCUGCUUUCGAACCUAAUUCCACCCGCAGUCCCUUAUCGCUCCUGGAGGUUCAAGAUUGUGUCCCAAUCUGCUGUAAGCACUGCUGGUGGUGUUGCAUUGUCUUUCACCAAACUGGGAGGGAAGCAGGCAGCAAUAGACAGCAGGAAGACCAGUCAGAGCAGAUUUCCCCUCUUCUGCUUUUAUCUUCACUGAACUUCAAUUUGACUAUUGACUCGCCUUCAGUUGGCGUCUUCGUUUUCCUUGAGUUGCAUGCUGAAGCCAUCUCUAAUGAUCCCGUUAUUAGAUGUAUGUAAUCAACCUUUUAAAGCACUUACUGUACCUGUCACCUUUGUGGACCCACUUGCUGUAUAUCUUCCCAUGGUUGCGUAGCUCAGUGGUUCCCAAACUGAGUGUGUGUCCGGACCGAAGGAUAGAUCACUCUUGGUUUAAAAGAUAGAAAAGCAACAACAACCUAUUUCUAAUUAUUUUUUCUCAGUCUUUGAUUAUUGUGUUUUAUUAGCCAUGCUAGCAACAGCGUGCCUCUAUCAUCCAAAUUGAAAUAUCUCAGCAACUAUUGUGAUUAAAUGUUGUGCAGACAUUCACGGUCCCCACAGGACGAAUCCUGCUGACGUCGAUGAUUCUCUGACUUUUCAUCUAGCGCCACCAUGAGGUCAACAUUUCAAUGUGUGCAAUAACCAUUUCAACGUGUGCAAUACUUUGGUUCAUGAUUAAAAUACCUCCAAAACGGUUAACAUUAGCCAUCAGCCUCAGCUGUUCUUUGUGCUAAAGUAAGGUUGUUAGCAAGGUAAACAUUUGCUGCAUUCACGUGCUCCUCGGAUCGUCCCGUUUCCCGAGUUGGGAAGUCGUUCUUCUGACUUCGGAGUGUUCGUGAGCUUUAAGUCGUAAUGUGGAAUCAACAUGGCCUCUACACAGAAGAUGUGUGGUAUUUUAUUGCUCAGAGCGUUAAAACAACACGUCGAUGGCUGUUUCCAGACCUUUCUGCGUUUGAGCUUCAUCUACUUAAAGCAUGGGUCCCCCUUCUGUUUUUAUAGAUUCACAUUAUAAGCUGAAACAGUUUGAAGCUCUAUACUUUGUCCCAGACGUGUUGCAGCACCGGUACACUCCCUAAAACCACUAAAAGGUUGUAGCUUAACCCGACUUGCUAUCAGGUCAAUGUUCAUAAAUCACUUUUCUAACUAAUCUAAGUCACUCAACGUGCAACUAAUGGUUACUAAUGGUCUAACUAAUGGGCAGAAACCAAUUUUUCCGAUUAUUCCGACACCACAUGAAUGCAGCAAUUACACCUGCCAAACAUCAGCCUGCUUAGCUACUGAGCUCAGAGCAACGGCUGCUAGCAUGGUUGUAGACUUAUGACCAUAUUUCUUGUUAAUCACCAUAUUUUUUUUUUUUUUUACUUCUAGAUGAAUUGUGUAAAUAAAGGAACUGAACUAUUACUACGUAUAUUAAAGGAUCACAAAGAGGUUGGGAACCACUUACCUUUGCAGUGUGAUUAUCUGAACAUUUUGAAUCAAAUACCCAUUUUUUUUUAAACAAAAAAAUAACUUUUGACCAUUAGUUUUUACUUUCACAGGCUCUAGUUAGUCUACAGAUUAUGUGCAAUCUUAACAAAUCUGCA
Etheostoma spectabile (orangethroat darter) is the source of this 5808-nucleotide messenger RNA. It is a transcript of the gene kctd2, whose product is annotated as potassium channel tetramerization domain containing 2. Lineage: Eukaryota; Metazoa; Chordata; Actinopteri; Perciformes; Percidae. Gene Ontology annotation, cellular component: cytoplasm; Cul3-RING ubiquitin ligase complex. The record is from RefSeq and is a predicted model, not a curated record. Gene Ontology annotation, biological process: protein homooligomerization; proteasome-mediated ubiquitin-dependent protein catabolic process. Gene Ontology annotation, molecular function: cullin family protein binding. The coding region runs from base 31 to 867 and encodes 278 amino acids. The transcript is spliced from 6 exons.